AUGUCUCCUUCAGCCGCCCCAGCGUCAAAGAGCUAUAGCAUAGCCUCCAUCCCAGCGGACGGGAUCGGCCCUGAGGUCGUCGAUGCCGCCAUUACAGUCCUGAAGACACUGUCAGAAACGCUGGGGUCGUUCGACAUCGGCUUCACUCAUUUCGACUGGAGCUCGGACACAUAUAAGAAGACCGGGAAGUAUAUUCCCGAGGGCGGACUGGAUGAGCUUAAGAAGCACGACGCUAUCCUGUUUGGCGCUGUCGGCGCCCCAGACGUUCCGGACCACAUUUCGCUCUGGGGCCUCCGCUUGGCGAUCUGCCAACCUUUCCAGCAGUACGCCAACGUGAGGCCAACCAAGGUCUUCCGAGGGACCCAGUCGCCCCUGAGGAACUGCAACACUGGUGAUCUCGAUUGGGUCAUUGUCCGCGAGAACUCAGAAGGCGAAUAUGCCGGCCAGGGUGGGCGCAGCCACCGCGGCCACCCCUGGGAGACGGCCACCGAGGUGGCCAUGUUCACACGCCAUGGCGUGGAGCGUAUCAUGAGGUUCGCGUUCGAGACGGCGCAGAGCAGGCCGCGGAAGCUUCUCACGGUCGUGACGAAGAGCAACGCCCAGCGGAACGGGAUGGUGCUCUGGGACGAGGUGGCAGCAGCAGUCGCCAAGGAUUUCCCUGACGUGACUGUCGACAAGAUGUUGGUGGACGCCAUGACUUGCAGGAUGGUUCUCAAGCCAGAGUCGCUUGAUACCAUUGUGGCUACGAACUUGCACGCAGACAUCCUUUCCGAUCUGGCAGCCGCCCUGGCAGGAUCCAUAGGGAUUGCACCAACAUCAAAUCUGGACCCCACACGCCAAAACCCUAGCAUGUUCGAGCCCAUCCACGGCUCCGCAUUCGAUAUUACCGGCAAGGGAAUCUCCAACCCUGUCGCCACAUUCUGGACGAGCGCUGAAAUGUUGGCAUGGCUCGGGGAAAAGGAUGCAAGCACCAAGUUGUUGGAUGCCGUGGAGCGCGUCUGUGAGAAGGGAGUCGCCACAGCUGAUCUCGGUGGCAAGGCGAAGACGGCGGAUGUGACAGCUGCGGUGUGCGAUGAGAUCAGGAGCUCAUAUGGUCAGAAGUAA
Messenger RNA from Diaporthe citri, 1104 nucleotides. RefSeq lists its product as uncharacterized. The transcript is spliced from 4 exons. Bases 1 to 1104 code for a protein of 367 amino acids. Gene Ontology annotation, molecular function: oxidoreductase activity, acting on the CH-OH group of donors, NAD or NADP as acceptor; NAD binding; magnesium ion binding. The record is from RefSeq and is a predicted model, not a curated record. NCBI's taxonomy places the organism in Eukaryota, Fungi, Ascomycota, Sordariomycetes, Diaporthales, Diaporthaceae.